CCCUCCCAGACCCAGCGGUCAAACACCUAGCAGCAGCCGGUAGGCACGGCGGACGCGCACCGGCGCGAGCGGCAAGUGCCGAGGGAGCGCCGGGCAGCUUGUUCCCGCGUGGGCGAAGCCCACCAGCCGACCCCGCCGCAUGUCCGCGCAGGUAGGUUGGGUGGCAGCAGGCCUGGGCGCCUGGGCCGCUGGCCGUGGUCAGCACCCGGCAGCGGCGGGUUCACUGGGCACGGGCAGCACCGCCCCAUGACGGCAGGAGCAGGGCACCGGCGCCAAGCGGCACCACAGGGAUCGGGACAGUUCAACCGCCAGGUCACACGCUUGCCAGCACUGAUCGUCAUGGAGAACAAGGCGGGAACAGAGGAAGCCCUGCUCCUGUCGCGCCCCGAGAACACGGUCGCGGCGGAGGCCAAGCGGCUGCUGCGGCUGGCGGGGCCCCUGGUGGCCAGCUGCAUCCUGCAGAACGUCGUCCAGCUGGUGUCCGUCAUGUUCGUCGGCCACCUCGGCGAGCUUCCCCUCGCCGGGGCCUCCCUGGCCAGCUCCCUCGCCAACGUCACCGGCUUCAGCCUGCUCGCCGGCAUGGCGAGCGCGCUGGACACUCUGUGCGGGCAGGCCUUCGGGGCGCGGCAGUACGGCCUCCUCGGCGUGUACAAGCAGCGCGCCAUGCUGGUGCUCGCGCUCGCCUGCGUCCCGAUCGCCGUCGUCUGGGCCAACGCCGGCCAGAUCCUCGCCCUCAUCGGCCAGGAUCACGACAUUUCGGCGGAGGCCGGGGCUUACUCCCGGUGGCUGAUACUGUGCCUGGUUCCCUACGUCCCGCUCGUGUGCCACGUCCGGUUCCUGCAGACGCAGAGCAUCGUCGUGCCAGUGAUGGUCAGCUCCGGCGUCACGGCGCUGAGCCAUGUCUUCGUGUGCUGGGCGCUGGUGUUCAAGGCCGGCAUGGGGAGCAAAGGCGCCGCACUGAGCAACGCCAUCGCCUACUGCGUCAACCUGGCCAUGCUAGCUCUCUAUGUGAGGCUGUCAGGCGCGUGCACGAGGACAUGGACUGGAUUCUCCACCGAGGCUUUCAAAGAGCUGCGCCGGUUCACUGAUCUCGCCGUCCCUUCAGCGAUGAUGGUCUGCUUGGAGUGGUGGUCAUUUGAACUGCUUGUGUUGCUCUCUGGUCUUCUGCCCAAUCCUAAGCUUGAAACCUCGGUACUGUCGAUAUGUCUCAACACGGGUGCUCUGAUGUUCAUGAUACCCUUUGGUCUCUGUACAGCCAUAAGCACACGAGUUUCGAAUGAACUCGGCGCGGGUAAGCCCCAAGCAGCGAAGCUGGCAACUCGAGUGGUCAUGUGUAUCGCCUUGUCUGCAGGUUUGCUGCUAGCCUCUACCAUGAUUUUGCUACGCAAUCUAUGGGGCUAUAUGUACAGCAACGAACCUGAAGUUGACACAUACAUUGCGAAAAUGAUACCGGUUCUCGCCAUAUCAUUCUUCACGGAUGGGCUUCACAGUUCCUUAUCUGGAGUACUGACUGGAUGUGGUGAGCAGAAGAUCGGCGCACGUGUUAAUCUCGGUGCGUUCUACUUGGCCGGCAUUCCCAUGGCCGUGUUGCUUGCAUUUGUCCUCCAUCUUAACGGAAUGGGUCUUUGGCUUGGCAUUGUCUGUGGCAGCCUCACCAAGCUUGUGUUGCUCACGUGGAUCACACUGCGGAUAAACUGGGACAGUGAGGCAAUCAAGGCAAAAGAAACGGUGUUCAGUUCUUCUCUUCCCAUAGCAUGACAGCGUUAUAUGCAAACAGGACGGAUAAAACCAUAAUGGCGUCAUUGCACAGACAUUGGGGACACAUUUUCUCUAAGUUAGCAAGUAGUAAUCAUAAGUUAUUAUUCAAUACCCCAACGGGAUAUUUUUGUUAGUGCCUCUAUUUAUCGGAGAGGUUUGAUUCGCUGUAACUUCUCCAAAACAAGCAAAAUUUAAUAUCUUUAUUUAUUUGAAUAUAUCCAGUGUUUCACGUUGAA
Molecule: messenger RNA, 1994 nt
Organism: Setaria italica (foxtail millet)
Lineage: Eukaryota; Viridiplantae; Streptophyta; Magnoliopsida; Poales; Poaceae
Product: protein DETOXIFICATION 16
Exons: 8
Coding region: 247-1758 (503 amino acids)
Biological process (GO): xenobiotic detoxification by transmembrane export across the plasma membrane
Cellular component (GO): membrane
Molecular function (GO): xenobiotic transmembrane transporter activity; antiporter activity
Source: RefSeq, a predicted model, not a curated record